This is a messenger RNA of Scophthalmus maximus (turbot), 1102 nucleotides long. RefSeq names its product DNA damage-inducible transcript 4 protein-like. The coding region runs from base 164 to 802 and encodes 212 amino acids. The transcript has 2 exons. Gene Ontology annotation, cellular component: cytoplasm. Gene Ontology annotation, molecular function: 14-3-3 protein binding. Gene Ontology annotation, biological process: response to hypoxia; negative regulation of TOR signaling; apoptotic process. The record is from RefSeq and is a predicted model, not a curated record. Lineage: Eukaryota; Metazoa; Chordata; Actinopteri; Pleuronectiformes; Scophthalmidae.
GUUGAGUGGGUCUUCUUUUCCCAGCUGGUCUGGCUCCGGAGGCUGAGGGAUCCUACCGUUGCAGGAUUCUUUAGCACUUUCUUUCUUCUCUUAAUUUUUAAUUUGUCUUUUUCCUUUUCUUUUUUUUUUUUAACAACCUGUCAAUUGAACGGCAGCUUCCCCCAUGUCCGGCGGAGGACAGGGCUUCUUCCAAGCGGCGUCCUGGGGCAGCCUGCCGCGGAGGCUGACCGAGCUGGAGGGGGUCCAUCGGGGGCUCGCCGCGGAUCGCGUCUGCGGGAGCCAAUCUGGAUCUCUGGCAGACAUGUCCCUGUCCGAGUCUGACAGCAGCUGCUUCUGUGGGCCCCUGGAGGAAACCUUGGCUGCAGAAGUCAGAGCAACGAUCACACAGAGUCUCAGCGACGCGGCCCACACGCUGGGCUGCUCCAAACUCAUCUUGCCCGACUGUCUACCACGCAGCAUCGGCCAGGAGCUGCUCCACCUGGCUGCGUGCGAGCCCUGCGGCCUCAGGGGAGCCCUCAUUGACCUGUGUGUGGACAGGGGGGACCAGGGCCCCCUGUGCGCCGUGGAGCAAAUCGCGGUGGAUGCCACCCUCGUGCCGACCUUCCACCUGACCCUUGUGCUGAGGCUCGAGUCCGGCGGGUUGUGGCCGAAGGUUCAGAAGCUCUUCAAGGGGAGCAGGCCCCCGCAGGCGUCUGCGGGGUCCCCGGGGCUCUGGAACACUCAGAGGCUGAGUGUGGGCUUCAGGGCCAUCAAAAGGAAACUGUAUAGUUCAGGGGAGCUGCUGAUCGAAGAGUGCUGCUGACCGAGCACUGAUGAGAUGAACUAAAUUCAUGUGGAACGUGAAGAGAGAGAGAAAAAAAAAAAAGCAACAUAAAAGGUCAAACUGCACCAACUGAUGCUGGUGAAUCCAAGGUUUACGUGGCUGCUACCUGCCUGUUUGGCAGGUGACUCCAACAGAGGAGACACUUUCUUCCCUGUGAAUGUAAAGUCGCUCCCUCCAGGGAAUGGCUCAUGUAUUUGAUAGUCAAAUAUUAUCACCUGAGCCCUGUGUCGUGUCGUUUUGUGUGUUUAACGACAUGAAAAAAAUAAAUUAUUUUCUAUA